UGAUCCUGAAAGAAAUGGCGAACAUUUGAACCGAAGAAGUGCACCUGAUAGAAUAUUUAAAUUUAGUGAUUUUUCCUAAUAACAGGAUUGACAAGUAAUAAAUCAGUUUAAGAUAGGAAUCACACAAUGGCAGUCGUGGUCACAGCAUAAAAGUAACAAAAGUUUUUACAGCAACUAUGGUGAAGAUUAAAGCAAGGUGAUUAAACCACUGUGUUACCAUGGCAACUGUGACAGAAGAGGUUAACGGGUUUAGCCAUGGAAAAAGAUCGGUCUCCCCAGAUUCUGUUAUUCAAGAACAAGAGGUGAAGCGAGCAAGGAAAGAUAACAGCUUAGACAAUAACCUUGUUGACGAUCGACUUAUUGAAGUUUCUCCCUUGUUAGAGCAGUCUUCAUUAGAUAGUCAUACCAAUCAUUCACCAUUACAUGACCAGUCAAAAGAAUCAUCACUAGAUCUACCAGCUAAUGGCACCACAAAUGGUGGCUUGUCAACAGAAGAUGGCACCACUUUCACAAGUGAAGACAGUUGGGUAGUGACUACUGUUAGUUCACCUGUAGUAAAGACUGAACCAGCAGCAGUUGUGUCUAACUCUCCUGCCACUAUUACACUAGCAUUACCGUCCAACACAUCCACAUCAGAACAAACAGAUCCAUUAGCAGUAGCCACAAGUGAGAUAGACAAGAGUGCAGAAUUAACACCCACAGAUUUAACUAAUUUCUUAAACAGUGCUACCAUACCUAUUGUUGUAUCAUCUGACGGCAGUGUUCAAAUACUAACCACAACAACAGCCAUGAAUACGUAUCUUGGUCAGAAUUCAUUCCCUAACACAGGAUUCUAUCCACCACAGUAUGCUGGAGCAGCCUAUGCACCAGAAUUAAAAUUAAAGACUCAGGCAGGAAACCAACAAAAUUAUUUAAGUUACCAAACAGGCUACAACCAGACAGCCUAUUGCUUCAAUCCACAAGUACCAUUUACAACCAACUCAACAGCAGCAGCAGCAGCGGCAGCCGCAUAUCAACAGUCAUCUGGUAUCGAUGGCUUCAGUUAUAAUUAUCCCGGUGCGAAUCCAUACUACCCAAGCUAUCAGCUGGCAAACAGCACGACUGCUACAGCAUCACCGUCAAACUCACAAGUCUACACUUUGAUGGAUACCCCCACAACAACAACAGUAGUAAGAAAUAUACCAAAUAUACCAAAUGGUCAAAGACCUGUUGACACAACUGAUCCUCAGUAUUCUUCACAGAUCCCAAGUCCCUCACCUCCAUUAUCAUCUACAAAUAGCACAAAGAGAAGAAGUGGUAGUCGAGCAGGCAGAAGAACAAAUCCUUCACCUGGACCUGAGUCUGAUUUAGAACGUGUAUUUGUGUGGGAUUUAGACGAGACAAUUAUUAUAUUUCAUUCAUUACUAACAGGAGUGUAUGCACAACGAUAUGGAAAGGAUCCACAACAAACAGUACAGUUAGGAUUACGGAUGGAAGAAAUGAUAUUUAAUUUAGCAGAUACACAUUUAUUUUUUAAUGAUUUAGAGGAAUGCGACCAAGUCCACAUUGAUGAUGUGUCAUCUGAUGACAAUGGACAAGAUUUGAGUGGAUACAAUUUUGCUGUAGAUGGUUUCCAUGCAGCAGCAACUAACCCUAAUGUAUUAGCCGGGAUGAGGGGUGGUGUAGAUUGGAUGAGGAAAUUAGCAUUUAGAUAUAGGAGGAUAAAGGAAAUAUAUAAUAGUUACAGAAAUAAUGUUGGAGGUUUAAUUGGUCAACAGAAACGAGACAAUUGGUUACAAGUACGGCAAGAUAUUGAAACCUUAACUGACAACUGGCUCACACUAGCAUUAAAAUGCUUACAGAUUAUAAAUUCAAGGUCAAACUGUGUUAAUGUACUAGUCACAACCACACAACUGGUUCCAGCUUUAGCUAAAGUUUUAUUAUAUGGUCUUGGAGGUGUGUUCAAUAUAGAAAAUGUUUACAGUGCUACAAAAAUAGGAAAAGAUAGUUGUUUUGACAGAAUAGUUGCAAGAUUUGGCAGGAAGUGUACAUAUGUUGUCGUUGGUGACGGCCGUGAUGAAGAACAAGCAUCAAAACAAAUGAAUUUUCCAUUCUGGAGGAUAUCAAACCAUUCCGACCUAGCUGCCUUAAAUCAUGCAUUAGAAUUAAACUACCUCUGAUAUGUGAUAAGGACAGAAAUUUCUGCCAUCAAAAAAACUUGCCUCUAUUCCAGACCAUGUGUGAUGUCAUUUCCCAUCAUGCAAUAGACUGUUUCCUGUCAGCAUUGCAUUGUGGGACAGUUGUGCCAUGAACUGCCAUUGUUGACAAUUGGACCAUAGGAGGUUAAGAUAACCUUGACACGAACCAAAGAUUUAUGUGCACGGAAAGGAAAGCUUCAUGUUGUUGACGUUGUUGAUAUUUUUUACGUCCUAAAGAGAUUUUAUAAAAUUAUAUAUUGUAAAAUUGGUAUUUAAUAUAUCUUUUUUGGAGAGUGAUGCAGACCAUGUGUUAAAGGUCACAGGAUUGACCUUAGAAUGACAUUUAAUCCUGAUAACUUUUGUUUAACAAAGGUUAUGUUAACAGUGACCAUGAUAUAUGUACUGUUUAAAGUGCUUCAUGUUUUUUAUGUUCUAAUGAAUGCAAUAUAUUUAUCCUUACAUGUACAACUUAAUUGGUCCAAAAAUAUUAUUAUUGCUCAUAUAUAUACAUAAACAAGAUGAAAGUUCAGUAGUUCAUUUUAAAACAGUCUUUGAAUUCUAAGCAAUUUUAAUUCAUUAUUAAAACCAAAGAAUAUAUCACAGAAAAAGGUGCUCUCAAUUAGUUAUUAGAUAUAGUAUUCAGAAUACAUUGAACUCAAAGUUACUUGUUAGAACUUAGCAUUCAGAAUACAUUGAACUCAAAGUUAUAUAUUAGAAGAUAGCAUUCAGAGUACAAGUAGAUCACUAACAAGUAAAUUGAAGGUACAUAUUCAAGUGUGUUUAGUCAGUCAGUAAAGUGUAUAUCAAAAUGAGCUUUAAGAAGCAUAUUGUCAUUUAGGAAAUUAGCCCAUUAUGCAAUUUAAAGCUCCCUAAAAUUAGGGUAUUGUGACCCACUUUGUACAGAGUAAUAGUAUUUAUAUUCUUUGGUGCUUUAACCAUAAAUUUUUCAGCAUUCAGAUAAAACCAAAGUCCCACAACAUUGUAUUGUACAUAAAAUCAACCCUAUAUCUUGAUAACAGCAUGAACAUAUCAGUGUAUAUUAUUAUAUAUUUAACAUGUAUGCAGAUGACAAUCAAAGUGUUAAGAGAAUUGUAACGAUAAUCAAAAUAUUCUGUUAUUACGAAGGAAUGUGACCCUUUACAGCAUAAACUGUUUAUGUGUUAACCAAUUUUCUUGUACAGGCUCAAUUCCAUUUCGAUUUGAACUAUAAAAUAUAAAAAAUUGUUACCAAAUAAUAACUUGAGUUAAACAGCUUAUUCAGGUAGCUUUAACGUAUUCCUGAGUUCCCCUGUGCAGUUUUGAUAUCAUCAACAAACAGUUUUCUAGAAAGUCAUUUAACAAUCUAAAUAUAAUUGAGUACUUACAAGGAGACAAGGUUACCACAUGGAUUGUUUAUGUUUAUAUCAUUUGGAAAAGAAAGUUACAGUCACAGAGGUGAUUGUGUUCUAUUUAAGUUCUGCUAUUGUCAAUCAAUAAUUGGUGAUUACAAUUUCUUUAUAUAAUUGGUUUCUGACACAGCCACAUUCUCUUUUAUAUUUUGUGACUACAGACAUAAGUUGGAAGAAAGUCAAAGGAGAGGGGAGGGGGGCUCUGGCAUAAUUUUGUUGAUUUUUACAUGAUUUAAAAUAAAAACUAAAAGGUACUGCCUUUAUUUGGCAAUGAUUAUGUAAUCAAAAUCUUUUCUGGAAUGGGAUCGCAGAAUGAAUUGCAUUCUUGAUUGUAAAGGUUCAUAAUGCAUAAUCAGUUUUUCUGUCUAAUAGCAUUUAUACUUCAAAUAUCUGAAAGAAAUUCAGAGAAAAUACCUUUAGUAUUGGACUGUCUUCUACAUUUUUAACUCUUAUAGGUCACAUUCCUUACAAUCAAAUUAUAUAUGAUGGCUUUAAUUAAUCUCAGUAUUUAUAUCUCAUGGUUGUGAGAGAGUUGUUGCUUUUUUCAGUUAAUCAGAAUAUGCUAACUCAGAAUGAUGAGUGGGAAUUAUGAAUUGUUCAUAUUUUGGCUAUUAUUUUUAAUCCAAAGCAUUAUUAUCCAUGGAUUGCAAAUGGUUGUUGGAAUAUGUCUGUUGUCAUUUUCCAUCAUUUUUUGUAAAACUAGUUAGGAUGUGAUAUAUGUUAUUCCAGGCAAUGAUUGCCAUACAUUUUAAAUUGUGACCUGUGGUAUGCGCACUAAGUUCGGUGUAAAUUAUAACCAAAACUUUUUGGAACAUGCAGUAAAAGUUUCUAUUCAAAAUUAAAUCUUACUUUUAAUUUAAUAUUUUAUUUAUUAGUAAAUCAACUAAAAAAAUUUCUCGCUGGGGUUAUUUUCACUUAAAUUUGCAUGUAAAAUAUCACCGCCAAAUAGUUUGUAGAAUUAUUGAUGUGAAUAGUGAACUUACUGUUGAUGAACAAACUUAACCCUAGCACAAAAGGUUUAUGCAUGAAAUCACAAAACAAACAACCCACGAAAAUAUUUGCAUUUGCUGUAAAGCCUUAUAUUGAAAAAAAAACAGCUCUAUCAUAAAAGGCUAUAAUUUCUGUUUUCUUAUUGCAAGGAAAGAUGAUACAAUAAACAUAUGUAAUAUAUAAGAAAAUAAUCUUAAUAAUUAUACAAAUUUUAGGAUGAUUUUAUUGAUAAGAUAAGAAAAAAUAGUAUAUUAAUCAAGAUUUUUAUGUUAACUGUUUAUUCAUUUUGAAAGAGUUUUGAAUGGAAAUGAACAUCUACAUUUUAUUAUUAAAUGUUUGAUAAAAAAAAGAAAAAAAACCUUUUGAAUGAUUAUAAUAUGAAAUACAUUAAAAUCAAUUUACCUUUAGUGUUUUAUGCAACAUUUACGGAACACGGAUGGAUUUUAUGUGAUUAUUACACAAUUUAUAAUUUAUGAAUCAAUGGGGAAAAAGGUAUUUGAAAGAAAAACAAAUCAAUUUAUGUAUUAAAUUUUAAUGUAUUUUAAAUGUUAUAUUGUUUUUGAUGUGACUGUCAGUUUUAUAAAUUUUAUGCACUGUUACAAUUUUAAUUCUCUGCAUCAUAUUACUGUUCAGGAUACUCAAUUAUUAAUGGAACAUUGAUCGCUUUUCCAUUCUUCCUUUCUGCUCAUUUCAUAUUUUAUUUUGCAGGAGAAAUGAACCAAAGAUUUUUGUAUAUACCAUUCAACAAGGGAAAUCCUUUUCAUUCAUUUGUUUUCAUUUAAUACUCAUUCAUAAGAAAUAUUUUGAUUUAUAUAUUAUUUAUCUGGGGACAGGCUUUUUUCACUGGUACCCAGAUCUACCCUCAUGCCGAUACAUCCAAGUUGUAAAAUCUUGAGUAAAUUGUUGAUGUUUUGUUAUUGUUUAUAUUGGCGUGUGUCAGUAUCACAGUGGAUACUGAUGUUGUAAAAUAUCAUUGGUCAUUGUAUCAUAUUAAAGGGAGAUAACUCUAUCAUAACAGACAAAAUUUGUCAAGCAUGAAAUGAUAAUGCAAUAAAAAAAGAUGUAUGACAAUA
Messenger RNA from Mytilus californianus (California mussel), 5628 nucleotides. RefSeq names its product eyes absent homolog 1-like. The record is from RefSeq and is a predicted model, not a curated record. The coding region runs from base 219 to 2159 and encodes 646 amino acids. The transcript has 22 exons. Gene Ontology annotation, molecular function: protein tyrosine phosphatase activity. Gene Ontology annotation, biological process: multicellular organism development; negative regulation of extrinsic apoptotic signaling pathway in absence of ligand; positive regulation of DNA repair. NCBI's taxonomy places the organism in Eukaryota, Metazoa, Mollusca, Bivalvia, Mytilida, Mytilidae. Gene Ontology annotation, cellular component: nucleus.